UUAAAGGUGUUGUAAAGGAUAGUUCAAUCUGUUUUUCUCCUAGGCUUCACCACUGUCGUCUGUGGCCAAACAUAAUGGCUGGACAGUUGUUUGUCUGUUUGGUUACUGUGUUGGUGUGGAAUUUGAUUAGUUAUGAAGCCGACGGGGUGACACCCGCACACACCAGCCACCAUCUGAGCAAACGUAACGUGGCCCAGCUGUGCAGCCUCAUACAGCUGUACACCAACAGGAACUGUCUGGGCUACAUGGGCUACGGCUGUUUCUGUGGGCUGGGGGGCGUGGGCACAACCCCAGUUGACGACACUGACAAUUGCUGUUUGACACACGACAACUGCUACACAGAUGCCGGCAAAUUGUGUGGGUGGCUCUCCCCUCCCCACCUGGUGACGUACAAAAAAUCUUGUAACGGGACUAGGUGCACGUGUGAAGAUUCCCAGUCCAAGCACCCAUGCAGGUACAAGACAUGUCAGUGUGACCUGGAGUUUGCCCAAUGCCUGACCCUCCACACCUACGACAACAAAUACGCCAAGUAUGACAAGAAGAAAUGUAAGGAACAAAACAUUAAAACUAAACCUUAA
Physella acuta is the source of this 578-nucleotide messenger RNA. Its product is annotated as basic phospholipase A2 pseudexin A chain-like. Gene Ontology annotation, biological process: lipid catabolic process; phospholipid metabolic process; arachidonate secretion. Gene Ontology annotation, molecular function: calcium ion binding; A2-type glycerophospholipase activity. NCBI's taxonomy places the organism in Eukaryota, Metazoa, Mollusca, Gastropoda, Physidae. The record is from RefSeq and is a predicted model, not a curated record.